AUGGAAUCGCUGACCCACUGACCAAACUCCCGUCACCAUCUUCCGCAGGCACUGAAACGCCCGUGAGAGAGCGGAAGCGGGAGGGGGGCGGGGUCAUGGAACUCACGCGCCGCACGAGGCUCUGCGAGGGAGGCCACACCGGCGUCUCUGAUCUGGUGUCUCUUGACGUGGACCAGGAGCGCUUCUUCUUCUAGGAGGUAACCUGGAUGCUGGAUGCUCGCCGCGCUCCUCUUCCCGCGCCACUGCACCAGUGAGGAUUAUUAAAGCCUCGUACUCAAGCCUUCCAAGAAAGUGGAGUCAGCAGAACCGCGUGUGUCAUGCGUGACACACACACCCACUGAUACAAACACCCACAUUCAUCACGUUUGCAGCUUUCAGCACAAGGCAGCACCCCCUCUCGCCGCUAGGGGGAGCCACCUGGCCAGGAAUGUACCACCUCGGUGCCUCUCAUCGACAGUCCCUGAAGCUGCACCGGACUCGGUGAGGGACUGGCAACAAACGAGGGGAAUCGAACAAACGACUCCAUGAUAUAUGAGACGUCGAGUCUGCUGUCUCCUGUCAGUCACCGCUUGGAGUCCGAAACUUGUGGAGAAUGUUGAAAGCGACACACAGCUGCAGGCGGGGGAAAAGAUUGAUUCCGGAAACUUGCCGCAAAACCGAUGCGGUGUUGUUACCUCAGUGGAGCUGAGAAGAAGAGGAGGAGGCGAGAGGAAAAGCAAACAGCUUCAUCGGAACUACCCAAGGCUCCUCGGACACUUUCCGUACAAAGUCAUUCAUCCAUACACUUGCCUCGUCGGAGUCGGAGCCGGAGUCGAAACGUGAACUGGAUGUUUCCACUCAAGAGGACUUUGUUGUUCUCCGACUAAACGAGCGAGGCCUCCAUCCUUACUCAUCCUUCUCCCACAUCCUGAGAGCCUACAAGAGGAUACGCGGGGAUUUUCAUUGGUGACGGUGGGGCCCCGCCGGUGAUUCAUCGCCAUGGCUACCAACAGGGAGCAGCAGGUGGGUCACAUGACCCCCUUCCCACCUGCUGUCUACCCCUUCGCCUUCAACUCCAUCAGAAGCCACUCCCCCUUUGACCUCCUGGCCAACAGCAGCCUUUUUGGGAGAUUCGGUGCUGACCUGCCCAAAGAGAUGGCUGCGCUCUCGGUGGAGACCCAGAGCACCAGCUCAGAAGAAAUGGUGCCCAGUUCUCCAUCUCCACCUCCCCCACCUCGGGUCUACAAGCCCUGCUUUGUGUGCCAGGACAAGUCCUCAGGGUAUCACUAUGGGGUCAGUUCCUGCGAGGGCUGCAAGGGCUUCUUCCGUCGCAGCAUCCAGAAGAACAUGGUGUACACCUGCCACCGGGACAAGAACUGUCAAAUUAACAAGGUCACUCGCAACCGCUGCCAGUACUGCAGGCUGCAGAAAUGCUUUGAGGUCGGAAUGUCCAAGGAAGCGGUACGCAACGACCGAAACAAAAAGAAGAAGGACGUAAAAGAGGAGGUGCUUCUACCAGAGAGCUACGAGCUAAGUGGAGAACUGGAGGAACUGGUCAAUAAAGUCAGCAAAGCCCACCAAGAGACGUUCCCUUCACUUUGCCAACUGGGAAAAUACACCACCAACUCCAGCUCGGACCACCGUGUCCAACUCGAUCUGGGCUUAUGGGACAAAUUCAGCGAGCUCUCUACCAAAUGCAUCAUCAAGAUCGUGGAAUUUGCCAAGCGUCUGCCGGGUUUCACCACCCUCACCAUCGCUGACCAGAUCACACUUCUUAAGUCAGCCUGCCUGGACAUUCUGAUGCUGAGGAUCUGCACACGCUAUACUCCAGAACAGGACACCAUGACCUUCUCAGAUGGCUUAACUCUGAACCGGACUCAGAUGCACAACGCCGGUUUUGGACCCCUAACAGACCUGGUGUUUGCUUUUGCCGGCCAGCUUUUACCCCUGGAGAUGGAUGACACCGAAACCGGUCUCCUCAGCGCCAUCUGCCUCAUCUGUGGAGAUCGCAUGGAUCUAGAAGAACCCCAGAAAGUGGAUAAGCUGCAGGAGCCUCUGCUGGAGGCGUUAAAGAUUUACGCCCGUCGUCGUCGCCCCAACAAGCCCCACAUGUUCCCCCGCAUGCUCAUGAAGAUCACGGACCUUCGGGGUAUCAGCACCAAAGGUGCAGAGAGAGCCAUCACUCUGAAGAUGGAAAUCCCAGGCCCGAUGCCGCCCCUAAUCCGGGAGAUGCUGGAGAACCCGGAAGCAUUCGAAGACCAAACCGAGCGCAGCGACAGCCCGCCGCCGCUUCCCCCUCAGCAGCCGCCCCCCGCCGCCGCCCCCGCGCUCGUGCUGAAGCAAGAAGCCGAAGACGAGGACGACAGCUGGGUCACGGAAAACGGCAGCGAGCCGUCGCCCGAGGAGGAGGAAGAAGACGACGACGACGACGACGCGGGCGAUGACGAGCGAGACCGGGGCUCGGACAGUGACGGCGAGCCGUGGGGGGUUCUGGAUGCCAUUGACAGUGCCAGGAAAGGCCUUGUCGGGAGGGCUCAGUGAGCGGCCCGGUUCAUACACAUGCACUGAUUGACGACACACACCUGUACAGUACAUCACCUCACUCUAUCUCCCGCCUCAAUAAAAAGCUGGCCUUCUCACCCCACCCGCACCCCCCCUGACCCAUCUUCAUCUCGGCAGCGGAGCCAUUAAAUACAGCCCGCAUGCUCUAUGACAAGCGAACUCCACAUAAAUAAAACUAAGGAGAAACGACAAUAAAAUAAAAAAACACACAAACUCCCGAGCGAGGCCGCAAAGGGGGGGGCGUUAACGUCACAACAGGAAGUCGCCCUCUCACGUCUUUUUGUCUUCACUGUUGUUUUUCUUAACUGGACAGGACAAAACAGAAGCAUCACGUGUGAGUAGUCGGGUUCUGAUGAAUCGCAAAAAAAAAAAAAAAAGCACAUUUCUUGAAUGCAAAACACGAGAUGAAAACCAAAUCACAUUAUGUUAAUCUUUAUUUUUGUGCUUAUUGCUGUUUUUUUUUUUCUUUCUCAAUUCAUAUGUAUAUGUGUAUGUGUGUAUAUAUUAUAAACACACACACAUAUAUAUAUUAUAUCAUUAUAGUUAUGUCUCUUAUAUGUGAUUCCUUGUUUAUUUUGAAGAGCUUUCCCGAGAGGAUAUUCAGAGGGAAAGCAAAAGCAAACUAGGUCUUCCGUUUGGUUUUGUUUUUUUUAAAGGGUGGGGGGGUACACUCAUCGUGGACGUCAGUGAUAAUCAAACCUUGAGGACUGUUGUCAUGUUGCAGUGAAUAAUCACGCCUCUCUUAUCAGGGAAUUGGCAGCAUCGUUCUCUUUGAAUUUCAACCUUGUGCCAAAGUUAGGAAAAGUUCGACUACUGGCAGGUACUCCAGCCAUUAUCCAUAAAUACACACAAAAAACACACACACACUUCCGUCAGCUGUAGCAGAUUUACACUUGAUCAUACAUGUAGCACUUUUAUACAAGGAAAACAUUGGCAUGUUCAAUACCCGGCAAUACAAUCAAGCUUGUAGGUUCUCAGAUGAUGUCAACACCGCACACACAAAUCUGCAGCAAUCCCAAGUAUGCAAGUGGAAAAGCAGGAAAAUUCUUACGGAAGAUAUUUUGGAGUCAGACUCAGGGCUUUUUUCGGUGAGGACCAAACACUAGCUGCUCGCAGGCAUGCUAGAAAAACAGGCAAUAUUUAUGUGUGUAUUCUUCUUGAGCCCUGUUUUAAUUAGCUCAAGCCCUCGCUAGCGUGUACAUAGAAGGCGACGUGGAAAUGGGAGCGAGCGAUGCCCGGCGUGGAUGCCCGGCGUGACUUUAUCCCAGAUUGGGAUUGCACGGCAGCGUCAUGCUAUCAGGCUGGCAUCCGUGCUGCAUUCUCGGCCUAAGAAGCCAUGGUUAUAGCCUCGUUUCUUCUCCUGUAUAUCCUCACCUCUCUUAAAUGUGUUAUGUAUCAUUUCGAUAUUUCUAUGUCGCCAAAAUGUCUCAUUUGGCGACCGGCGGUGUGGGGGGGGGGGUAUACAGAAUUUUUCUUUUUUUCUUCUCUUUCAAGCAAUAUGGAUAUUCUGUAGCGACAAGAGGGCCCAUGACGUUAAUGUGGGCGGGUCUCCUCAUUUUCAUGUGGGUGAAUGUGUAUGUGUGUGUGUGUGUGUGUGUGUGCACGGUUUACUAUUAUUCAUACAUCGGACACAUUUUAAGUGAAGUUUUAGUCGGUGAAUAUGUAUCUUUUAGCUGGAAAAAAAACACAAAGUGCCAAAUGAUUGCAGUCUUCAGAGAUAUUCUAGCUAAAAAAAAAUAAAAAUAAAAAAAAUCACCUUCACUUGUCACGUAAAAUGUGGUCCCGGUGUAUGAAUAAGCCUGGACUGGACUUGUGUGUGUGUGUGUGUGAGUUUUUCAGCCAUAGGAUGAAUGUCGGCUGUUACGGUGCUGUCACACACUAAACUGUCUUUGUGUGAUGACUCUCUCUGCUGGGCUGUUACCAUGUUAAUGUAAUGUAUCUGAUGCAGGCAGAACACGAUGACAUGAUCAUUAUAGUUUUUCAACAUGGCCAAUGUGUUGUUUACCCAUUGUUUAUGUCAACUCUUGUUAUACAAAGAAAAGCCAUAUAAACAGUAAGAGGCACAAUAAACUACUUUUGUGAGAU
Molecule: messenger RNA, 4626 nt
Organism: Doryrhamphus excisus (bluestripe pipefish)
Lineage: Eukaryota; Metazoa; Chordata; Actinopteri; Syngnathiformes; Syngnathidae
Source: RefSeq, a predicted model, not a curated record